CCAAAGAGAUUGAACGCCUGUUCUUUCAAACAAUCCCACUGUGCUCUUUCAUCCACAGAUGGAUGCUACGAUCCGGUUAUUCGUGGGCCUUGUCACACAUUGCUUCUAAGGUAUGCAUACAAUCCUGAGACGAAGGAAUGCGCCCCGUUUGUCUACAGUGGAUGCGGUGGCAGUCGUAACAAUUUCGAAACAAGACGUAAAUGCCGACGCACUUUCGACCCGGGCAGAAUCAUUCCUUAUUCCAGUCACUUCGGAAAGCGGAAUGGGCAUAUUCGACUAGUCGCAGAACUGAGUGAACCAAUGCGCUCACAUAAUACUAAAAAUCUUAUUUUACAACAAUAUGACAUUCAAAUAAUAUUUAUGCAGUUCAAUCACAUUUCUCUUGUGUAUCACAUUGUUGCAUGA
Molecule: messenger RNA, 405 nt
Organism: Echinostoma caproni
Lineage: Eukaryota; Metazoa; Platyhelminthes; Trematoda; Plagiorchiida; Echinostomatidae
Source: the annotation of a GenBank genome assembly